UGGAGGGGUGGAGGGGUAACAAGAUGGCGGCAGAGACGGUUGAGCUCCAUAAGCUAAAGCUUGCUGAACUAAAGCAAGAAUGUCUUGCUCGUGGUUUGGAGACCAAAGGAAUAAAACAAGAUCUUAUCAACAGGCUCCAGGCAUAUCUUGAAGAACAUGCUGAAGAGGAAGCAAAUGAAGAAGAUGUACUGGGAGAUGAAACAGAGGAAGAAGAACCAAAGCCCAUAGAACUGCCUGUCAAAGAGGAAGAACCCCCUGAAAAAACUGUUGAUGUGGCAGCAGAGAAGAAGGUGGUAAAAAUUACAUCUGAAAUACCACAGACAGAGAGAAUGCAGAAGAGAGCUGAACGAUUCAAUGUACCUGUGAGCUUGGAGAGUAAGAAAGCUGCCCGGGCAGCUAGGUUUGGAAUUUCUUCCGUUUCAACAAAAGGUCUGUCAUCUGACAACAAGCCUAUGGUAUGAAAUCUUUUUUUAUUACUUGCAAUGCCAGAUCUUAACUCUACCCAGUUAAUUUUAAAGUUAAAGACUUCUUUCCAUGUCAGAGGGAACUGUCUUGAGAUCACGGGUUUGGUAACUGUUCUCAGU
This is a messenger RNA of Castor canadensis (American beaver), 584 nucleotides long. The record is from RefSeq and is a predicted model, not a curated record. NCBI's taxonomy places the organism in Eukaryota, Metazoa, Chordata, Mammalia, Rodentia, Castoridae.